GGCCGCGGGGCCGCGCUGGCGGAGAGCGGCUGUGGGCGCGGAGCGGAGCGGAGCGGGGUAGCUGCGGCUGGGACGCGUGUGCCCGCGGGUCAUGGACGGGCGGGCGGUGCUGGUCCACGCGCUGCUGGCGGCAGUGUGCUCGGUGGCGGCGGGCGGGCUGGGCCGUGCCGAGCUGCACAACGAGGUGCUGCACAAGGGCGGCGGCGGGGCCCCGGCCACGGCCCCGCUGCUCGCCGGCAGCCCAGCGAAGGAGGGCGUCGGAGCGGCGUCGGGGGACGACCUCAGCGACCUGCCGAGAGUUGCUUUCCUGUCAAAGCCUCAGGGCCUGGUUACUCCCAAGAAAAAAGGGAAUGGGAAUAAAAGAAGAAAAGGCAAAGGCCUGGGGAAGAAGAGAGACCCGUGCCUGCGGAAGUACAAGGAUUUCUGUAUUCACGGCGAAUGCAAAUACAUCAGAGAGCUGGGAGCUCCCUCCUGCAUAUGCCAGCCAGGAUACCAUGGAGAGAGAUGCCAUGGCCUUUUGCUGCCUGUGGAGCACCCCCCCAGUGCAUAUGACCACACUACAGCACUGGCUGUUGUUGCUGUCAUCCUGUCCUCCCUGUGUCUCAUCAUCAUCGCAGCCCUGCUGAUGCUCAGGUGUCACAAGAGGGGUGUCUACAAUGUAGAAAAUGAAGAGAAAAUCAAGCUGGGCAUCGCUGUGAGUCACUGAGGAUGCCGGGUGCUGGCAAGGGGUCGGCACUAACACACUUCUACCUCCUGGAAGACAUGAGAGCCAUGGAACCAGCGCCGUCCCUGGGAGCCUGAAGCCUGGCAAGAGCUCACUGAAGCAGCAGGAGAGCACCUGCUUUGGGGCUGGUUGGGCAGUGGUGUCACUGCAAGCAGCUUUGUGGCUAACUAUGGGAUGGAGGGGGCUUGACAGAGACACUUGCCAGCCAGGUGACUGCAUGGAGGCAGGAGGGACAGGCCAGUCUGCAGCAGAGGGGCUCUUGGGCAUCUCCAUCCGCUGUAGUGAUGCUGAGGAACAAACUGUGAAAGGUGAGGAAACCAGGCCCGGGGCUUUCUUAGGCACAGGAGGGGUGGGAGGGUAACAGCUAUUUAACAAUAUAUUUUUCAUUUUAAAUUAUAUAUUUAUUUUAGAUAAACUGUACAUAGUAUUUAUAUUUAUUGUAGGUCUGGCCCUGCCUCCUUCGUGUAGGUCAAGAUGACAGGGUCAGACCUCCCUUAUUUUUUAAGUGCAAUGUAAUAUUCUAAUAAAUAACACUUUGUUACAAACA
Molecule: messenger RNA, 1271 nt
Organism: Falco peregrinus (peregrine falcon)
Lineage: Eukaryota; Metazoa; Chordata; Aves; Falconiformes; Falconidae
Gene: HBEGF
Product: heparin binding EGF like growth factor
Exons: 6
Coding region: 92-706 (204 amino acids)
Biological process (GO): positive regulation of cell population proliferation; epidermal growth factor receptor signaling pathway; positive regulation of mitotic nuclear division
Molecular function (GO): heparin binding
Source: RefSeq, a predicted model, not a curated record